GUUCCACUGUAUUUAUUUAUUUGUUCCUUUGCCCGUUUGCUUGGUUGUUUGUUGGUUUGGAUCUUAGCCUAAGCGACUAUAACAUCUCUAUUAGCUUCACUUUAUCUUGUCAGUAGAAUUAUAUAACCAAAAUAAUUCAUCGCUAGCUGAAAUGACAAAAGCAUUUAUCCUAAAACUUGCAGAGGAUUUUAUUCAGCGAUGGGGGACACAUUACAUCAAGUCUUCCAAAUUCGGCGGCCAAUUGCAGAUUCGUAAAUUUAUGGCUGCCGCGGACGUGUCGAGCAAAAACGAAUUCUCAAAAGAAAUGGAGGUGGAGUAUAAAAGUUUGUUUGCCAGCGCUGGCGCUAAAAAGAGCAGCUCAGGCGGAGCGUCCUCGAGAAGUCAAAAGAAAACGUCUUCCACCACAGUUAUUGCCUUGGGAGGAAGCCAAAAGAUCGCUACUAUCUUGUCAGACGCGUACUCACCGACUUUCAAAAAUGAGUUUAAGGACUGGCUGAUGUCCAUCCCUCAGUAUCCUAAACCGUUCCAUUUCCAAGUUGGCAUGGUUACUGACCUGUUGAAUUUCCGCAUGCACGACUUGUUUCCGGAAGAAGCAGUCAAUUGGGGCUGUGAAGGUAACGCCGCUAGUCUGACGACUGAGACUAACGCGAAUGGAGAAGAAGUGUCUUUCUUCCAGACCGCUGGUGCUAAUGGCACGGUGAAGCAUUACUGCGCGUUUGAUAGUCGAAAGGGACUGGAAGAAGCACUGAAGAGAAGAAGGAUCAGUUUGAAGAGGGCCAUUGAGGUUUACUUGGAAGAGGGCCCAACCUCUAUCUCCGAUUUUAAUCUGCCUGCGUGCCGACCUACCCCAGCACCACCAACAGGAGACUUGCUUCAAAGUGCCAUUCUUAAAAGGUCGAUGAAUGCGACACCCAACUGGCAGACUAUCGCCGCAGGAAAAAAACACCUUCGUGUUAUUUUCGAUUUGAAGAAGGACCUCAUUGGAAAUGAUGACUAUCGCAUUCCUCGCAACAUGAGUCGCCUGGUGAAAUUCUCGGAGGGAAAGUGGCUGACAGCUGAAGAAGAUGGCUCUUUCCACUUCUACAACGGUUUUAUGAAUGGCAACAGCGGUGAUCCUAGAAAGCACAAGAUAUCCAUUCUAGGUUUGGUUCUGUCUUACAACCAGAAGACUGGAGGAUUAGAGCUUCUACCAGCUGACUUCGAAGCAUCCAAAAAGUUCUUCCCAGACCUUCAUGAUACUUUUGUUUGGCAGCGUUUGGCUAGUGUCGUGGAAGAUAAUACAGUGGUUUCUAUGACAGCAGACAAGAGGGAGACAUUGGCGAACCCUCCUUGUCACGUGCAGUGGUCCAACUCGCUUCGUUUUGAUCCCACUGACGGAGGAGGCAAAUGUCUUCACUUCACUGCCGCUACUGAAGGAAGUCUGUUUGUCGUGUUCUCGGCUUUGCCUAAGGACAAGAAUACUUGGUAUUACGUCGAAAUUACACCCCAGAGAGUUGCUAUUUACAAGGGAGAGCAAUUAAAGACUUCAACCGCUGACCCAAACGCACUGGGCCUGGGCGAUCCAUCUCUACUGCAGGCUUACUUUGUGUGUGUCACUGAGUCUACGUCAACAACUCUGAUAGAAUACGGCAAAACCAUGGGAACCACAGAAAGUGGGGAUGUCUACCUUAACAUGCUGGACACCACUCACCGUCUGAAUGUACGGUUGUAUGCUUUUGCAAACAGCAAAGAAAGGGCGUAUGUUAUUGAUGCGCAUAUAGUACCACGUGAGAUGACUGAGGCUGAGUGCAAGGGAGAUACACACAAGGAUCUGGAAUCUAGGCUGUGCACGCAGAAUUGUCAUGAGGAUUGUGAUCCACUCUUUGGUUGUACCACACAGUCAUCUGGGAACCCGCAGCCAAAUGAGUGUAACGUGUGCCGUGUUGCCAAGGACGCUGCAUCAGGGAAUUGUCUUCCGGAAUGUAAAGAACCUAACUACCUAACACCUGACAACUUUUGUGUCGAUAAGAGUGCUACUUUUGAUAUGCAAGUGGGAAAUUCACCCUACGGAAUAUCAAUACGUCAAAUCCCUAAGCUGGCCUCCAUCACUAUGUGCUUUUGGCUUCGUUUCCCUGCGGCAAUCGUCAUAGAUAACAAGAGUUACUUUCCCAUGAUUAAUUAUUAUGUGAGUGGCAGGCGGUACCAGGAGUUUGCACUAAACUGGUAUCCAAACCGAGACCGGACGGAGCCUGGGAUGCAAGUAGCUUUUAAAACAUGGAGAAGAAAUAAUAAAUACUUACCAAGGUACUUUUUGAGACUAAAGUUUUAAGAUUUAACGCAGGUUUAAACAAUAAAAUUUUCAUUAGACAGGAGGAGAAUAAAUGGUUCAGCGGGGCAAAGUGCGCAGCCCUCGUACUCUCAGGGCAAGUACAAAGCGCGAGACAGGUGCGAAGACUUAACGACGACUUCUCUUUAAGAAAUCCUUUGCAUUUUUAAAUCUAUCUUUUUAAGAGGGAAGUCGGCCAUUUGUUUUGCUGUACCCUUAAUGAAUAGUUUUGUUAACAUGCCAUAGAAAAUACAGGUAAUUAGAAUACAGCAAAACCAUUAUAUACUCAACUGUAUUACACCCAGCCUUCCCAUCGUGCCC
Orbicella faveolata is the source of this 2626-nucleotide messenger RNA. RefSeq lists its product as uncharacterized. The record is from RefSeq and is a predicted model, not a curated record. Lineage: Eukaryota; Metazoa; Cnidaria; Anthozoa; Scleractinia; Merulinidae.